UCCAAUUCCCCUCAAAUCACACCAACAGACUCACAGAAUAAAGAAGAUUUACCCGUGUGAUCAAUGUGGGAAGAGCUUUCCGACACCAAGCAAACUAAUGACGCACCAGAAAACUCACACAGGAGAGAGGCCUUACCACUGCUCCCAAUGUGGGACUAGCGUCAGUAAUUUAGCACAUCUAAAGCGACACCAGAGGAUAAUAAACCUGGGAGAGAAGCCUUACCACUGCUCUCAGUGUGAUAAGCGCUUCAGUCAGGCAGGUCACCUAAAGACACACCAGCGAACUCACACAGGAGAGAAGCCUUACCACUGCUCUCAGUGUGGGAAGAGCUUUGGUCGGGCAGGAUCUCUGAAGACACACCAGAUUACUCACACAGAAGAGAAGCCUUAUCACUGCUCUCAAUGUGGGGAUAACUUCACCAGUUUAUAUUUCCUAAAGAAACACCAGAUAACUCACACAGGAGAGCAGCCGUACCACUGCUCUCAGUGUGGAAAGAGCUUCAGUCAGGCAGGAGACCUGAAGCAACACCAGCGAACUCACACAGGAGAGAAGCCAUACCACUGCACUCAGUGUGGGAAGCGGUUUGGUUGGGCACGAGCUCUAAAGACACACCAGCUAACUCACACAGAGGAGAAGCCUUAUCACUGCUCUCAGUGUGGGAGGAGCUUCAGUCAGACGGCACACCUGAAGAAACACCAGCUAACUCACACAGGAGAGAAGCCUUACAACUGCUCUCAAUGUGGGAAGGGUUUCAGUCGGCCAGCACACCUAACGAGACACCAGCGAACUCACACCGGAGAGAAGCCUUACCACUGCUCUCAAUGUGGGAAGAGCUGCAGUCAGACAGCAGACCUAAAGAGGCACCAGCUAACGCACAUCGGAGAGAAGCCUUACCACUGCUCUCGGUGUGGGAAGAGUUUCAGGCAUUUAACAACUCUGAAGAUGCACCAGAUGAGAAGCUUUUCCACUGCUGUUAGUGUGGGAAGAGUUUUAAAUGCAUAAAAUAUCAGAAGAUGUUGCCCAACACUGACCUUUAUAAUGGUGUUGCCACGCUGGGCAUCUAACCAAUAUUGACUGAGUUGUUUUUUUUCUUAUUUUCUUCUCCAACCUCAUGUACAUUGUCAUAUAAAAAAAUGUACCAAAGCUUAUGAAAUAUGACAUGAGGGUCACAUUUUAAAUUAAAGUGUCUAUUCCUCCAGAAAUCUAUUCAGUUUCU
Molecule: messenger RNA, 1217 nt
Organism: Oncorhynchus mykiss (rainbow trout)
Lineage: Eukaryota; Metazoa; Chordata; Actinopteri; Salmoniformes; Salmonidae
Source: RefSeq, a predicted model, not a curated record